AAGUUCUCGUGUAUGUAUUGCGAGUUAGCCUCUUAAUAACUGGAGUGUUGUGUAAUCUGAAGAGUUUGCUGGAAGGAUUGUAAAUAUUUGAGACAGGUUGGUGACCAGUGGAGGCUAUGCCAGUUUGAAAUAAAUAGCCGAGAAUUGGGCGGCGUGUAUGAAGUGUAUGUGGACCAGCUUUUAUUGAAACCAGAUUGACGACCGGAUUGACCCAUACCUCAAUGUUUUUCACUUGUUGUCAGAAUGUAUCACGGUGUGGUGUUUUGUAUGCUACUGGUCAAUGUUUUGAGCAAGAAAUCAACGGAUCCUGCGAAAGCUCAGAAUUUUUUAGAUGAUUAUAAUAAUCAAGCGACUCGCUUUUUUAGCGAAUAUGUGGAAACAAUGUGGAACUUUAAUACAAAUAUUACAGAACACAAUAGACAGAUAAUGGUCAAUAAAAGUGUAGAGGUUGCUCAAAUUGAGAAAGAGUGGGCCAAAAGGGCGAAUACUAGGUUUGAUUGGGAAAAGUUGAAAGAUCCAUAUAUAGUUCGACAGUUCAGGAAGAUAUCUCAUAUCGGAAUAGCAGCAAUGAAAGAUGAAUCAAAAUUACAGAGGUUAAAUCAUGUAAUGUCUGAAAUGGAAGAGAUAUACAGCGGUGGUAAAGUGUGUUUAUCAACCGGUGAUUGUCAUGCCUUAGAACCAGGACUUACGAGGUUAUUAUCUACAUCACGUGAUUAUGAUUUGUUACAAGAAGUGUGGGUAACAUGGAGAGAUGUUACUGGGAAAAAAAUUAAAAAUCUUUAUUCUGAAUUUGUUGAAUUAAUAAAUGAGGCCCACAGAGACGGCGGUUAUAGCGAUACGGCAGCGGCUUGGAAAUCUAAAUACGAAAGUGAAACUUUUGAACAAGAUAUAGAAGAUCUAUUUAUUCAACUGGGCCCUUUAUAUAAACAAUUACACGCCUUUGUGAGACGAAAAUUAAUGUCGGUUUACGGAAAGGAUAAAUUUCCUACCUCGGGUCACAUACCAGCCCAUUUAUUUGGAAACAUGUGGUCACAACAAUGGAGUAAUUUAUUAGAUCUUUUACAACCUUAUGAUAAGGAAAGUGUGGAUGUCACGCCUGCCAUGAAAGAACAGAAUUAUACGGCACUGAAGAUGUUUCAAGUAUCAGACGAAUUCUUCCAAUCAUUGGGAAUGUUAAAAAUGCCGAAAGAAUUCUGGGAACACUCAAUGAUAGAAAAGCCAAAAGGACGACAAGUUCAAUGUCACGCCUCGGCCUGGAAUUUCUACAAUAAGAAAGAUUUCAGAGUAAAACAAUGCACUGAUGUAACAAUGUCUGAUCUGAUUACAGUUCAUCAUGAGAUGGGACAUGUAGAAUAUUAUCUUAUGUAUAAAGAUAAACCUAUUGUAUUUCAAAAUGGUGCAAAUCCAGGAUUCCACGAAGCUGUGGGAGAUGUUCUUGCUUUAUCCGUGUCUACACCCAAACAUUUACAGAAAAUAAACCUUUUAAAAAACGUGGUUGAUGAUAAAGAGAGUGAUAUUAAUUUUAUGUUAAGUAUGGCUUUAGAUAAAAUCGCCUUUUUACCCUUUGGUUAUUUGAUGGAUCAGUGGAGAUGGAGUGUAUUUAGCGGAGAGACUCCACCUUCUCAGUAUAACGAAAAAUGGUGGCAACUCAGAUGUAAGUAUCAAGGAAUUUCACCACCAGUAAUGAGAAGUGAAGAUGAUUUUGACCCAGGUGCGAAAUAUCAUAUACCAGCUAAUACACCGUAUAUCAGAUAUUUUGUAAGUUUUGUAAUCCAGUUCCAGUUCCACAAAGCCUUAUGUAAGGCAGCUAAUCAAACAGGACCGCUUCAUACCUGUGAUAUAUACAGAUCUAAAGAGGCAGGAAAAUUAUUAAGUGAUGUGUUAAAAUUAGGAUCAUCAAAACCAUGGGAAUACGCAAUGGAGAAAAUAGUAGGCUCGAAAAAAAUGGACGCUGCACCUCUCAUGGAAUAUUUCAAACCUCUUAUUGAUUGGCUAGUUGAACAAAAUUCACAGGAUGAGUCUAUUGGUUGGGAAGAUGAAUGUCCCAUGCCACCUACUGGUCACUCAACACAAAUAUCUGCUCGAUUUUGUCUUAUUGGCAUUCUGACUUGCUUAGCUUUGGUCAUAUUCUAAACGAAUACCAUUCAGUGUAGGGCAGCAAAGACAAAGUUACAUCGUUUCAAGUAUCAGUUUUCGUUAAAUGGCGAGAGAACAAAUAAUAAAUCUUAUUUCUCAAGACAUUCCCCGUGAAUUAUAAGUGUGUAUACUCAGAGUGACCUCCCUUGUUUUAUUAAAAACAUCUUUCUUCAGUAAAUGUGGUAAUUUUUAAACUUUAUGUAUUUAAAAUAAAAUGACAACGAAU
This is a messenger RNA of Patella vulgata (common limpet), 2362 nucleotides long. Its product is annotated as angiotensin-converting enzyme. Gene Ontology annotation, molecular function: metallopeptidase activity; peptidyl-dipeptidase activity. Gene Ontology annotation, cellular component: plasma membrane. Gene Ontology annotation, biological process: proteolysis. Bases 244 to 2133 code for a protein of 629 amino acids. The transcript is spliced from 13 exons. The record is from RefSeq and is a predicted model, not a curated record. NCBI's taxonomy places the organism in Eukaryota, Metazoa, Mollusca, Gastropoda, Patellidae.